AUGAGAGACUAUAAGCUGGUGGUGCUAGGAGCCGGCGGGGUCGGCAAGUCGUGCCUAACCGUGCAAUUCGUCCAGGGCGUGUAUCUGGACACGUACGACCCGACGAUCGAAGACUCGUAUCGCAAGUCCAUGGAGAUUGACAACAAGAUCUUCGACCUGGAGAUCUUGGACACCGCGGGCGUCGCGCAAUUCACGGCGAUGCGGGAGCUGUACAUCAAAUCUGGGCUCGGGUUUCUGCUGGUGUACUCGGUGACGGACCGGCAAUCGCUGGAGGAAUUGGUGGAGCUUCGCGAACAAGUCCUGCGAAUCAAGGACUCGGACCGGGUGCCAAUGGUGCUGGUGGGCAACAAGGCGGACCUGGAGGAAGAGAGGGUGGUGUCGGUCGAGGAGGGCAUCGAGAUGAGCAGCAAAUGGGGGAAAGUGCCGUUUUACGAGACCAGCGCGCUGCUGCGCAGCAACGUGGAGGAAGUGUUUGUAGACGUGGUGAGACAGAUUAUCCGCAACGAGUUGGAGGCGGCGAACGCGAACGCGAGUGCGAGUGCCGGCCUGGGCGCGGGCGCGGGCGCGGGUGUUGCGCGAGCCGAGGCUCCUGCUGGGAGGGAAAAGACGGCGGUGAGCAGGGACAAGGCACCCGUGGGCGGGCCCAAGAAACCGGAGCCCAAGCGCAGGAAGAAGAGCAAGAAGAAGAACGCGUGUGUAGUGCUGUAG
This is a messenger RNA of Lachancea dasiensis, 708 nucleotides long. The record is from the annotation of a GenBank genome assembly. NCBI's taxonomy places the organism in Eukaryota, Fungi, Ascomycota, Saccharomycetes, Saccharomycetales, Saccharomycetaceae.